AUGGCUCCGACUGAUCAUCAAUCACGAUCUCCAGAUGACAGCCCUCCUCCAGCGAAGCGACCCAAGGUCUUCCGAGCGUGCAACCAAUGUGUCACCUCCAAAACUCGGUGCGAGGAUGUUAAGCCAAAAGGGUGUUGGCUAUGCCGUCGGAGGGGGAAGGGUUGUUCCCUCGCCGGAGCCAUCUCUGUAGCGCCGCCCUCUCCGUCAGAUACACCGCUACCGCCAACCACGCAUCGCGAGGAUGGGACGUCUCGAAGAAGCAGUAUACAACCGCCCGCUCACCCCUCGGUCCGCCCGUCCAUAGAGGCCGGCCCAUCAGAGUGGGGACCAUCUUAUUCCAGAGGAGGAGAGCGGGCGGAGCCGGACUGGCGGGUGAUAUACAACGCCGUCGACGAAACGGCAAGGUCAAAGGCGCGGAUAGAAUCGCUAGAGGAGGAGGUCAGGGAGCUGCGGAGGGCGAUGUCCGGUCGAGGCGCAGCAGGCGAUGAUGGCGUCAUGCGAUCAGGUCUUCCUCACAGGCCUCACACCUCGUCCGCGGGCCGGGAUGGGCCUUUCCCAUGGGCAACGGACUCUCCAGCUGGGCCCGACUCCCAGCUGACCCACCUGGCACACUAUGCUCAGCUGGAGGACUUCAGCGAGACCAUCUUCUCGCUUAGUACCCCGGACGCAUUCCCCUCGGUCGUAUCUGCCGGGAUCCUCCGGCCGGGGGAGAUCGACCUCGCCUUCCAGUCCUUCAAACACCACUUCUCGACAAUCAUCCCCCUCGCACCCUUCCUCUCCAUCAGUACGACCGCACCUACACACAACUUCAUCAUCCUCGCUAUCCUGCAUCAUGUCCCUGCGUACGCCUCUCCCAGACUCGCCGAGCUCGUCGACAAGAGCAUCAUCGUCGCCUUAUCAGGAAACGUCAGCUUUGACGCGGUACUCCCGCUUCUCAUCUUGUCGCUCGCUCCGCCUAUACCAGCCGUGGAGGGGGAACCAUCGAGACCAUCACCCUUGAGACUCAUCUCGCUGGCAUAUCAGCUGGGGAGGGAUCUCGGGAUGGAUGCCAAGGUCGAGGGGUAUCUCCGGAGGGGUACAGACCUAGCGGAAGGCUAUUGGGCCGAAGCUAUGCACAUGGCACAAGUGUGGGCGCUUGUGGUCAGCCGGUACAUCCUUCUGCAUCUCAUGCAUGGACACGGCCGACAAUUGCCCUCUUCACUUGCAUCCCUUCUACCUCGCUCGCCAAACCCUAUCGUCCAGCAGACCACGGACCACUUGAUGGACGAAUCCCGGUUGAUCUGUGCUGCUAUCCAGGCGAUGAAACCGCUCAUGGAAGUCGAGAAUGGCGAGCAUGAUUUCGAGGCGGUGAGGAUCCGCAUGGAGGCGUUUCAGACGGGACUUCAGGAUCUCAUUGCGUGGAAGCGAAGUGGGGGUUCCACCCUUCUUGACCUGGAUCAAGGCUGCCUAGAGUACAUUGCUAUCUCUCGCCUGUCCUUCCUCUUCCAGCGCAUUCCGUCGCCGCUUCAGCCCAUCCGUCAGACCCUCAUCGCUGGGAUGACCGCGUUCGUCUCCACAGCCCAGCGCUUUCUGGGAAUUCUUUUUCCCGACCUACCUCCCGAUCUCCCUUCCAUAUACGCUUCGCCAUUCACGCGCCCUUACCUCUCCCAUCCGGCUUCGACCAGCUCCCUAUCGCCCUACGAGCAUCAACCCUUCCCCACCAGCCCGAUUCGGCCUGAAAAGCGAUUCCCGGCCCACGUGUCGAUGUGCGCCUCCCUCGCCGUCUUGUCCCUGCGCGGGACCGCUGCGCACAUCCGGCAGACACAAGGCGCGCGCGGCUCCUCGGCGUUUCUCCAAUCCUCACGGCUGCAACAGGCUGAGGUGUACCUACGGGGUCUGGGGGGACGGACUGAGGCACUGAUCCGUCAGGCGGAUAAGGCGUUCGGGACACUGGACGAGAUGGUGCGUUGGUCGGAAGAGGGACACCUGGACCUACCGAAUCCCCAACUAGCAGGUGGGCUGGGGACGGACGAGGGCGUAAGGGAUCGUGGUGAGGGAGCGGGGCAGGGUCACAGCUCGGAGCAAGCGCAUAACUCGCUCAUGAGCUCCGGGCUGUUUGACUUUGAUCUUUUCUCGUGGGAUCCAAACUUCCUGAAUCCGGACUGGCUACCUAAUACUGGGCAACCUGAUAUCACGACGGGGUGGGGAUGA
Molecule: messenger RNA, 2190 nt
Organism: Dioszegia hungarica
Lineage: Eukaryota; Fungi; Basidiomycota; Tremellomycetes; Tremellales; Bulleribasidiaceae
Exons: 5
Coding region: 1-2190 (729 amino acids)
Biological process (GO): regulation of DNA-templated transcription
Molecular function (GO): DNA-binding transcription factor activity, RNA polymerase II-specific; zinc ion binding
Source: RefSeq, a predicted model, not a curated record